UUUAUAUAUUAUGUUAUUAAACUCCAAGUAAGUGUUUGAGGUUAAUAACAAGUGGAAGUGUGUAACCAAACAUCACACACGUGUGUCUAACUUUGAUUAAUUUUAGAGUAUUUAUAUUUCUAUCUUUUUUUUUUUUUUUUUAUUUUUUUUUGUAAAUUAAGCAAACAAAAUGUUUAUCCUUACAAGAUUUAAAGAUGUAGUCAAAAUAUCCCCAAAAGAUUUUAAGGGCAAUUUUAAUGAGGCAAUAGCAAAAGAAUUGAACAACAAACUUUCCAACAAAGUAUUCUUAAACAUUGGCCUGUGCAUUACUUUGUUCGAUAUUGAGAAAAUAGAAGAGUCUUUUAUUUUUCCUGGUGACGGAUCAUCGCACACAAAAGUCGUCUUCCGGUAUGUCGUCUUCAAGCCUUUCAAAGAAGAAAUCCUCAUUGGGAAAAUUCGUAGCUGCAGUGAGGAAGGUGUUGUAGUGAGUCUUGGAUUUUUUGACGAUAUCAUAAUUCCUCCAUCAAAACUUCAGAGUCCGUCGAGAUAUGACUCCAAAGAUAGAGUUUGGAUCUGGGAAUAUGACGUUGGGGACGGAAAAACACAUCCCCUCUAUAUGGACCGCGACGAGCUGGUGCGAUUUAGAGUUUAUGAGUCUAAGUUCUUUGAAACACCACUUCCUAAAAGUACAACUAGUGAAGGGGCUCAACAGCCUGAGGAAAAAAUUUCACCCUUUGUUUUGGAAGGUGCCGUCGACGAGCCAGGGUUAGGUCCACUUUCCUGGUGGUUGCCCUCCGAUGAAGGUUCAGAGUAAAACAUACAUCUCCAGAAUCAUACACG
Molecule: messenger RNA, 819 nt
Organism: Cotesia glomerata
Lineage: Eukaryota; Metazoa; Arthropoda; Insecta; Hymenoptera; Braconidae
Gene: Polr3H
Product: DNA-directed RNA polymerase III subunit RPC8
Exons: 1
Coding region: 170-793 (207 amino acids)
Biological process (GO): DNA-templated transcription; transcription initiation at RNA polymerase III promoter
Cellular component (GO): RNA polymerase III complex
Molecular function (GO): DNA-directed RNA polymerase activity; DNA binding
Source: RefSeq, a predicted model, not a curated record